Molecule: messenger RNA, 8389 nt
Organism: Porites lobata
Lineage: Eukaryota; Metazoa; Cnidaria; Anthozoa; Scleractinia; Poritidae
Source: the annotation of a GenBank genome assembly
AUGUCUGAAGCUCAAGCAAUUGUAUUACCUAGCGGAUACGAAGAUGAGUUUGUGAAUGCAGUGGAGGAAGAUUUGCUUUGUUCAAUCUGUCAUCUGGCAUUGAAAGAGGCCGUACAGACGGGAAAAUGUGGGCAUAGAUUUUGUAUGCAGUGCCUUGAUGAACACUUUAGGAGGUUCGUGAUUCAAUCUAUUGUUGGUAAUUAUAUAAAUUAUCUCAAUGUUCGAGUUUUAUAUGCCAUCAGAUAUUCUCUAUCCAGAAGUUACUAUAUUUGAACCUCCCCUGACUUCGACUUAAGGAAGCACGACGUAGCGAUGAAUGUAGAAGUUGCGAGCUACGUAGAUCUACUUAAGUCGACAGAAACUUUGAUUUUGCAAGAAAGGGAGGUUAUUAGCAAUGACCCAGUGAAAUCGUACCCCAUUUCUGUCGAUGUUAAAAUCAUACUAUCUCUCAAAAGGCCAAUAAAGCGCAAUUAAAUGCAAUUUAUUCCUAGAAAGAACCGGCAACUUCCUGUAUUAAUAAUCAGGCUGCUUAGUACUGCCUGCAACUGAAAUUCACUUAGUUCUCACUCAUUUAGAGAGUUGACUGUCGGGCAAGCGCAACGAAGAUGGGGCUGUGCAAAGUAUUAACAUAAUAGUCUAAAGAGGUAAAACAACACGGUUUUGAGUCAUUUAAGUUCACCUAUUUUAACAAAACAACGCAUAACUCAAUUUUCGGAAUCGAUCGAGUUCUGCUUCAAAUCUCACAAUUAUUGUCUUGAUUGUUAGCCAAGAUUCUUACCGAUGCAUCAGAGGCUUUUUUCUUUCUUAUAUUUGUUGCAAAUGCAUGAGGCGUUCUUUCAAAACUCCAGCCCUCUACCUGUUGAUAUUUUGUUUUCAAUUACAGUUGUAGUCAUGUGAUGGCUUUGUGCUUUACCCACGGCAGACAUGCACGGUUUGCUUCUGAGAAAAAAAAAACAUGAAAAGAAACUUUUGACCCUGUCGUCAAAGGCGUUUUGUAAAGUUCAAGUAAUAUAUGAAGCAUGAGGCUCAGUGUUUCAUGUAAUAUAUCAAACAUGAGACGCAGUGUUUCAUCACCAGAUGAAACACCGAGAAGAGAGUUGAAAAUACGACGCGCAGCGGAGUAUUUUUAACGAACUUCGAGGUGUUUCAUCUGGUGAUGAAACACUGUGUCGAAUGUUUGAUAUUUCUUCUCAAACAAAAUCAUUUUUGAAGGAGAAAUUAAGGUUGCAAAUACUGAGCAGUUUUUCAUCCGAUUUCCAAACACUCAUUAAACAUUAAUUUUCUUUAUGAAUUAUUAAUGAGUUUGAGAAUACCAGAUGAAACACUGAGAAAAGGUGUUUUUUAUCUUCGAGGUGUUUCAUCUGGUGAUGAAACACUGUGUCGAAUGCUUGAUAUUAUGUUUCUUAAUAUACUACUACAUGAGACUUGAUUGGCUUAGAGCAGUGGUAUUUCAGCUUAAUUUGAAAUACCUACAUGUAAAAAUUACAAAACUUUCGUGGGUAGUAGUAUAAAUAAAUAAUAGCAUGUAUUUGGCGUAAAUACCACUUGUGAUAUUUGAAAACUGUCUCAAAUUUCACUCGCCUAACGGCUCGUGAAAUUACGUAUAACGAUUUCGAAAUAUCACUCGUGAUACUUAUGCCAAAUAUCACUACAAAUCAUGCUAUUACCUAUACAAACAAAAUGAUUUUAGAAGGCGAAAUUGAGGGUUCAAAAAUGAGCCAGUUUUUCAUCUGAUUUCCUUUGUAUUUUCUUAAUGAAUCAAUAUUAAUGAGUUUGAUAAGAAAGUUUGAAAUCGGCUGGUAAAUGUGAGCUCAUGGGAGCGUGAUAAUUGUAAUAUUUUGUUAUUGUUUCGUUACUUAACAAUAAGUUCAUGCGUCAGCGUGCCUAUGUCGAGAUAUUGAGCACGCGGGAAGUUUGGAGAGCAUGAAAGAGGCGUAAGAGUUGCGCCUCGUGCAACUCUAACCUCUUGAGUGCUCUCCAAACUUCUCAAGUGCUCAAUAUCUUGACAUACGCACAGCUGAAGCAUGAACUAAUUGUUGUAUAACAUUAUCAAAGCGAUAAAUGCAGCAGUUAACUUAAAUUUUUCUUCUUGAAGCGCGCGCUCAAAGCAGUACUCGUCUGUGUCUACGUGACUACAUAUUUUUUUACCUCAUAGCUAUGUUUUUGUCUUAGUGAAACUGAGAGAAAGUUUAAUCAAGUCGCUUAAGAUAACAGUAAAAAAGAUUGUAAAAUCGACAUUGACUGUUCCGGAAAACUAUUCCUUAGAAUAGUUGUCAUCUGCUCGCGCAGAUGACAACAACAACCUCACCUCUUUUCCCUACUAUUGGUUGGUAAAUUCAAAAGUUUUCUCUUAAAUUUACGUUAUAAAACACAUGGUUAACGCUUCAUUGUGUACUGUUAAGUUAUAGUUGCGCUUGGGAGACGUCUUGGGAGGAUUGCUAAGCUUACGAGAACUCGACGUAUAGUUUAUUGACGUCAUCAGCGUGCUCAAUGGGAAUAUGAAGCACGCUCGCGCUAUUGAAUUUGAAUAGGCGAAUAUUCUAGCUAUGUUCUAAGAAACUUUAGUUUCAGGGACCGCGGAGCAAGGUGAAAAGUGGCAGGGCUGACAAUUGAAAAUAACUUUUUCAUGUUGAAAAUCGAAAAAAGGAAUAAAAACAUAGUAUUUGAUUUGUUUCUGUCGCGUGACUUUGCAUACUUUAUCCAGUGUAUUUGUUGCUCUUUAUAGGUCGGCCAACAUACACGGUCAGUUCAGAUUCAAUGCAAGAAAAGACGCGAUUACAAUUUUAGUAUAGAAAAUACUACACUGAAGUGAUCUGAAAAAUUUCUAACUAUGGCCGUUCACUGUUUAAGUAAUGUAAUUCUUCUUGCCAUCGAAUAUUUCAUUGAUUCGAAAGGAGAAACUGACCAAAGAUAAAACUUUUAUCAACUCAAAACAACUACUCACCUUCGUUUGGCUUGAAAAAGCUAGUAAUUUUCUUCAUUUCGUCUGAUAAAAAUGAUAGAAAACUCUGCCGGAGCUGGAAGUACAAAACACGCUGCCGAAAGAAGCGAAGGGGUGGCCAAGGCAUGGCGUUUGAUCAAGGGGCAAGUCGGCCCCAGAGCACAAUUACUGCGAAAAGCACAGGAGCCCCACAAAAUGCCUGGCGUUUGAAAUUAAAGAAAAUACAGAGAAUAUAGCGGAAUAUAGACGGAAAAAAACUUGUUUCAAGUUUUUUUUUUAAUUUUAAUUAUUUUUCUUUUUAGCGCAAAAAGUGGGGGCUGGGGCGCAAAAAUGUGAUGGGGCCGCCUCCCUACCAGCCCCUCCCCCUCCGCGGUCCCUGAGUUUAUUUAACAAUUAGUGAAUGAGGCUGAGUAUCUUAUAAAGAAUUAUGGAGAUCGAAGAGGGUGUUAUCCGUGCUUUUAGACAAUCAGAACUGGGGAAAUAUUUUGAAUGAAUAAUAAUUUCCGUUAAUACUGCUCUCAGUGGAGUCAACUUCAAAAUAAUAUUUCUUGCUCGAAAGCCUCAUCGAAAUACUCGAAUUUCGGGGGCGAGUUUCUUUCGUUUCACCCUCACCUUUUCCCUUUUUGCUGCUAAAAGAGAAAGACAGAAUAUGUGGACAAUGGUGAAGAGAGCUGUCAAAAACUGUUAGGGGGACAAACACGUUUUCAAAAAAUCCAGCAUUACAAUCCGUUUUCUUGAAGUUUGUCCAUCCGUGCUUUCUUUUUCGUCUUGAUCGGUUAUUUUUAUGUUUCAACCAAUUUGGUGGGCAAAACUUCCUACGGUUCGAAUUUUUCUUCCAUUCUCUUAUUUUGAUUGCUACAGACUGAAGCUCAAAGGGAAACCGUUAAAUUGUCCUGUGGAUCGGAACAUCCUAAUACGAGAUAAGGUAGGUGAUCAUACAACAACAAACUAUGGAAUUACCUCCUAACAAUAUUAGAGCUAUUCCAGAGUUAAGCAAAUUUAAAUUAGCCAUUUCUGAUCUCAAAUUUGAUGCUGACUGCUACACAUCUGUUGUUAAUCUUAUCAAAUUUUAUCUUAAUUAUUCAGUUCAUCAAUACUUUUUUAAUCCGGCUUCUGUUCUAAUACUAUUGAUAUUUAUUUUUUAAAAAUAAUUAUUUAAUAUUUGUAAUAUUUAUUUUUAUAUUUUUAUUUUUGCUAUUUAUCCUCCGAGAUAUUAGCAUCUUGUUGCUUAUCUUUCAAUUCGAUAAUAAAUAAAUGUUAUUGAAAUUGAUUGAAAUUGAGCAACAACAAGUUUAUUCAGUAUUACAAUUAUACCAUUUCUAUACAUGUGUUACCGAUUGAAAUACAAAUAGCCAGGAGCGGCUCCUGAGCUGGUUUAUUCUUUUCUACUUAUUGUCCUUAAUCAUAAACCAUAUCUCUCCUGACACUGUACUGUCCGAUUCGCUAGUUUAAUGAGUAUAUUGGGUCCGGUUCGCUGAUUAUUUAUGAAGAAUUGUGCGAAAAAGAAAGUACAAACUAGACUAAGUCUGAGGCUUGUCAUUCGCGCCAUUUUAUUAUCUGCGUCCAUCUUCGCAUUUCUUUUCUAACACCAUCCCAUCGCCAGUUUAAAUACACGAUGAGAUUCUGGACGCUAUCACUUAAACGUUCUUUACUCCCGGUUAUUUACGGCGAGGAACAAACGCAAGCGUAAGCGUAGUGCCUCGACAUAUAUAUACAUAUAUAACUACAACGUUUUAGGUGGUUUUGAUUCUCUUUCGCAACUGUUCUCCAGGAAAAUGGCUCCACUACUGUCUAGACAAAAUUUACUUGAGAGGGAAUGGGUAAAAACCACUAUGUAAAAUGUUUAUGCAAGCAUUCUAGCAAGAAAAUGGACGAAGGUUAAUAUAACUUGUUAUUUUCUCCGAGGACAUUUUCCCUGACAAAGCAACAGACAGAAAGAUUCUUUCCUUCAUCAUCAAAUGUCCACUCGAAGGUUGCCAGUGGACUGGGGAACUGAGGUCAAAAACUGUAAGUUGUGUAAAUCCGUGUUGUUUCUUCCAACUUUAUUUACCGGUAGAAUAAAAAAAUAAAUAGGACUUUUAUUGACAGUGACUAAAGUUUUGUAACUUACUAGUGCUUCAGGGCAGGUGCAAUUAUAACGUUUGUAGAGGUAGCGUUGGAAGACGUAUGUCCACAGCUAGAUUGCAGCGACGACAUGAGAUGAGUUCAGCUGUAAAUUCUUCAUAGGCUUGUUGCAGCGAACUACUAGGCUCAGCGUUCUAAGGUUUAAAAAUACUUAUACUAAACGAUAUAAAAUUUAUGUUUGAGAAAGAUCAAUUGGUGCUGACUGUACAUUGUUAAAAGCUACGUGCAAGCGGACGCAAAAAUGUAUAUCAACAUGUUGCUGUCGGCAAUGGAAGAAAAUGAAACGAAAUUUACUGUUUCACACCAUAGUAAAACCAUGUCUUCAUCUCUCGUAUGAACUGGUCAGGUGGCCAUUCUUCAACCAAGGGUGACCACUUAACACAGGCUUGAGUGCAAAAUCUUUAUUGCAUUUUAUUUAGUCUCAUCAGGCGAAGUGUAGGAAAGUCCUGCUCAGUUGUUCCCAGCGUUGCGGAGCUGUCAUAGCUAGACAGGAGGUAAGUUCUGUACAAUAUAUAACCAUUCAAAAAUAAAAAGCGCCUACCUUCUUGAUCAGUGACAGGUCUCUUACGAUUUAUGAAAAUGAACCUGCGUUCCUGAUAUUCUGGGGGUGCGUUUCUUGCUAGAAUUCAAAAACAGAUUUGUAAUCUCAGAUCCUAUGGACUCUUUACUAUGAAAGAAAUGGAAGAUCCGAAAAAAAGGAUCAUUGCCAUGACAAUGUCACCCCUUUGUGCUCCUCACGGAAAUGAUAUGUUCUAAUGAAAAAUGGCGUCACCAACAUUGGUUCAGUUUUAAUGUCAUACAUGUUCGGCGCCUGUUGUCAGUAGCCCGUUUUUGUUCGGAAAACCGCUGGUCAAAAUUACUGUUUUUAAAUCCUUUCCCAGAAUAAAAGCUCAAUUGGUGAAUCUCAAAAAUGCGGAUUUGAAUUUGAUCCGAGGAAUCCACCCAUAGUGUGGAUUACAAGGAUUCUUGAUCCGUUUUUGGAUUUGCUCAAAAACAAGCAAAAUCUUCUCUGAAUUCGGAAAUCCCGAUUUGGAUUUUCCCCAAAAAACUCACCCUUAAACUUCGCUAGAUAAAAAAAAAAACGGCUAGCAUGUUACCUACUUAGUUUACCGCGCCACCUGUUUGCAUUCUUUGUCUGUUUUUUUUUCUUCAGUAGAUCAGAGGUUUUCGAGGGGAGGUUUAAGCGAUUUAGAAACGGAAAAAUGGUUUUAAUGAAUAUAUAGUAAUUGGAACUAUCUUUUAAAAAUUUAAUGCUGGAAUCCUUUCAAUAACUCAGAAGGGUUUUUAAAAUUUAUCAGAAGGUAACAAUCUGAGUGUAAUUCCUUUGUGCGUAGAUAAUAACAAACUUUACUUCACAAGAUUAAUUUUUUUCCAGAAGCAUUGAAAAUGAGACAUAUUACAUCAUCUAAGCGUGUUCAGUCGAAGCAAAAGUGGCCCGAAGCUAAGUCUCAUGACUAGCGUGAUCUUUCUACGUAGUUCUCCUUCUUUAGUUUGAAGACUCUUAUUAAUGAAAAGAUAGUCCUAAGAGAGCUCAUUGUUGAGUAAAUAUGAACAUGACCAUUAGAAAAGUGAUUGGGACGGGGGGGGGAGGUUUGGCCCACAAAAGUUUUUCCUUUGGGUUUCACCACUUUGCACAACUGUUUUUGGAGAUAUUUUCCAGUGCUCGAAUUUUUUCUUUUUUUUUCCACUUUACCAUCACUUUUCUAAUGGUCCGUCCCUAAAAAAUCAUUAAGCAGCUGCAUUCACGGGACUUAACGUUCUCUAAGCCGAUUUCUUACUGCAAUUGUCAUGGCCAGAAGAUGACUUCAAUAGGACUCAUUUUUCAGAUUUCAACCCAUAUUGAGAAGGAAUGUCCACUCAGCAUGAUAUCCUGCCCUUAUGAUCAUAUGGGCUGCCCGGCUAAGGUAAUACUAAUAUAGGAAGGCGGCGGGGAGGGGAAUUGUCGAGCCGCAUGAUAUUUUAUUUCUGGUUAACAUUUCCCUUAUAUGAUUUUUUAGGCCAUUGUAUGAAUAUCUCUUAGGUUACUUGGCGUGCAUGAAUUUAAUUUUCCCUUGCACGAAAAUGUUUUUGCACUUCUCCCGCUUCCCCUAAAAGUUUUCUAAUGGUCCGUCCCUGAGGCAAAACAAAAGGAGGACGCAUCUUUUAUUAGUGCUUUCAUUCUCAUUUUAAUCAUUAUAAUCUGGUCUUUUUACAAACUUUGACUAUCACAAAGCAGUGUUGUUUAAGUGAGGUUAUUAAAUAUCACAUGGGUUGGUUGAAGGUCCGAAUAAAAAUAAACUACGCACCGAGUUUUUCCCCUCUGAUCGAUUUAUGGCCCAAACACUUGUCCGGUUAUUUUCAAAUGGAUGUGGAUCUAGAAAAACAGGAAAUAGACGCCUUUAAAGAAAGAAGAGUGAAAAGACAAACAAUUCGUAAGGUAGACUAUCAGUAAAGGGAAACUUAAAGCCAGACUAUCAUACAACACAAACUAUGUCAUCCCCUCCUGAUUACAAUAACCCUAUAUCUUUGUGCCACACCAGUGCUUUUCUUUAUAUAACCACUUGAAAUUUUGAAAAUUCCAGCUUCUACUAAACUUUAAACGUUCAUUCGUUAACGUUUCUAUCACUCCAGGUUCAUCGAAAAGAGGUUGAAUCACAUCUUCAAACAGCCUUGAGAUUGCAUCUUGACUUGGCUUGUGCGAGAUUAAGAGACACGCAAGGUCGGUUAAAUGACACGCAAGUACAGCUGAAUGACACUAAAGCUCAGUUAGGUAACCUACAAAAAGAGUUCAAAGAGACCACACGAGAGCUUGAGAAGAAGAUUCACGCAGUUCUAGAAAAAAAAGCUCAAUAUUCUGAAGGAAAUUGUCAUAAUCAUUAUGGUUCUUUUACGUGGAGGAUAGACGACUUCAAUAAACUCUUGGAAAGUGCUAAAAGUAAUGAAAUAACCCACAUAGAAAGCUCCCCAUUUUACAGUUGUGGAUAUAAAUGUAAGUUACAAAUGAAUCCAAAUGGCUUUAGUAAUGGAAAAGGCACUCACCUGUCCCUUUACUUGGUAAUGAUGAGAGGUGAAAACGAUGCCACAUUAGAGUGGCCUUUCCGCAAAACAGUGAUUAUUACGUUAAUUGAUCAACAAGACACUGAUAAUAGCAAACAGAAUAUAGUUGAGUCCUUUCAUGUACCGCACCCUGAGCGCGAUCCUAGGCUUUUAGAACAACUCAAGAGGCCUGUGUCAGUUCAAAACUCCUCUCGCUUUGGUUAUAAUAAAUUUGUAUCUCACAAAGCCCUGCAAGAAAGGCGUUACAUUGCAGACGAUGCUAUUCUUAUUCAGGUCGCCUUCACCUAA